CUAACGCGUCAAGACCAUGCGGCCACUACAUUUAUAAAUAUCCAACCAAUCCCUAAUUCUUGCUCUUCGUUUGCCGGAGUCUUCUUCCUCCGAGGGGCAAAAAGCUCCAAUACACAGAUUUCUGAUAAAACCUCAGAAAAGUAACGUUAACCCCAAGAACAGUUGGGAAGCUACAGAAUCCACUGACAUCGCGGAAAAACAAAAAAACCUUUACUGAACCCUAAUUGUUGAGAUACUAAAGCGCUAGCACCAAUAUCAUCAAUUUCCACUCCAUGGAUCUGCGGUUCCCAUUUUCUCCGGCGGAGGUCGCCAAAGUCCGCGUUGUCCAAUUUGGCAUACUCAGUCCCGAUGAGAUCAGGCAAAUGUCGGUUGUGCACAUAGAGCACAGUGAGACCACGGAAAGGGGCAAGCCAAAAAUUGGGGGCUUGAGCGACCCACGUCUGGGGACAAUUGAUCGGAAGAUGAAGUGUGAGACGUGUAUGGCUAACAUGGCCGAGUGCCCGGGUCACUUUGGCCACCUGGAGCUUGCGAAGCCUAUGUUUCACAUAGGAUUCAUGAAGACGGUUCUUAGUAUUCUACGUAGUGUCUGCUUCAAUUGCUCAAAAAUUUUGGCUGAUGAGGAGGAUACAAAGUUCAAGCAAGCAUUGAGAAUAAGAAACCCCAAAAAUAGACUAAAAAAGAUAUUGGAUGCCUGCAAAAACAAAACCAAAUGUGAAGGAGGUGAUGAGAUUGAUGUGCAAGAUCAAGAGUCUGAACCUUUGAAGAAGAGGAGAGGUGGAUGUGGCGCUCAGCAGCCAAAAAUAUCUAUUGAUGGAAUGAAGAUGGUUGCUGAAUACAAGCUCCAGAAGAAGAAAAGUGAUGACCAGGAACAGAUGCCUGAACCUGUUGAACGAAAACAGAUUCUUUCUGCAGAGAAGGUUCUUAGCAUUCUGAAGAGAAUAACUGAUGAAGACUGUCAAUUGUUGGGUUUGAAUCCGAAAUUUGCUCGUCCUGACUGGAUGAUUCUUCAAGUUCUUCCAAUUCCUCCACCUCCUGUUAGACCUUCUGUUAUGAUGGAUACUUCUGCUAGGAGUGAGGAUGAUUUAACUCAUCAACUGGCGAUGAUUAUUAGGCACAAUGAGAACUUGAAGAGGCAAGAGAGGAAUGGGGCCCCUGCACACAUCAUCUCAGAGUUUGCACAAUUGCUGCAGUUUCAUGUAGCAACGUACUUUGACAAUGAAUUGCCAGGACAACCGAGGGCUACACAAAGAUCUGGCAGACCAAUCAAAUCAAUAUGUAGCAGACUCAAGGCAAAAGAAGGUCGGAUCAGAGGUAACUUGAUGGGCAAGAGAGUAGAUUUUUCAGCCCGGACUGUGAUCACGCCAGAUCCAACCAUCAAUAUUGAUCAACUCGGUGUACCUUGGAGUAUUGCCUUGAAUCUUACUUAUCCAGAGACUGUAACACCUUAUAACAUCGAAAGGCUGAAAGAGCUUGUGGAAAAUGGACCCCAUCCGCCUCCUGGGAAAACUGGUGCGAAAUAUAUAAUUAGGGAUGAUGGGCAGAGGCUUGAUCUCCGGUAUUUGAAGAAAAGCAGUGAUCAGCAUCUAGAACUUGGUUAUAAGGUGGAGCGGCACUUGAAUGAUGGAGAUUUCGUCCUGUUCAAUCGGCAACCGAGUCUCCAUAAAAUGUCUAUUAUGGGGCAUAGGAUCAAGAUUAUGCCUUACUCAACCUUCCGCUUAAAUUUGUCUGUUACCUCACCAUACAAUGCUGAUUUUGAUGGGGAUGAAAUGAAUAUGCACGUGCCCCAGUCAUUUGAAACUAGAGCUGAAGUGCUGGAACUGAUGAUGGUUCCAAAGUGCAUCGUCUCACCACAGUCAAAUCGGCCUGUAAUGGGAAUAGUGCAGGAUACACUUUUAGGAUGUCGCAAAAUUACCAAGAGAGACACCUUUAUUGAAAAGGAUGUGUUCAUGAACAUUCUGAUGUGGUGGGAGGAUUUUGAUGGAAAAGUGCCUGCCCCAGCAAUAUUGAAACCUAGGCCUCUUUGGACUGGGAAACAAGUAUUCAAUCUUAUCAUACCAAAACAGAUAAAUCUGUUGAGGUACUCAGCGUGGCAUCAAGAAAGUGAGAAAGGUUUUAUCACUCCUGGAGAUACUCAAGUACGAAUAGAGAAGGGAGAGUUACUUUCUGGCACUCUUUGCAAGAAGACACUUGGAACAUCAAGUGGAAGUCUCAUACAUGUUAUUUGGGAGGAGGUUGGUCCAGAUGCCGCUCGCAAGUUUUUGGGACAUACACAGUGGCUUGUGAAUUAUUGGCUUUUGCAGAAUGCAUUUAGCAUGGGAAUUGGUGACACCAUUGCUGAUGCUGCAACAAUGGAGAAGAUCAACGAAACAAUUUCAAAUGCAAAGAAUGAGGUGAAAGAACUAAUCAGGGCUGCUCAAGAAAAGCAGUUGGAGGCUGAACCUGGUCGAACUAUGAUGGAAUCUUUUGAAAACAGAGUGAACCAGGUUUUGAACAAGGCUCGUGAUGAUGCUGGAAGUAGUGCACAGAAGAGCUUGUCAGAAAGUAACAACCUCAAGGCUAUGGUCACUGCUGGAUCCAAGGGAAGUUUCAUCAAUAUUUCUCAGAUGACUGCAUGUGUGGGCCAGCAGAAUGUAGAAGGCAAACGAAUUCCUUUCGGAUUUGUCGAUCGAACAUUACCACACUUCACAAAAGAUGAUUUUGGUCCAGAGAGUCGUGGAUUUGUGGAGAACUCAUAUCUUCGGGGGCUGACUCCUCAGGAGUUUUUCUUCCAUGCCAUGGGUGGUAGGGAAGGUCUUAUAGAUACUGCUGUGAAAACUUCUGAGACUGGUUACAUCCAGAGGCGGUUGGUGAAGGCUAUGGAGGAUAUCAUGGUUAAGUAUGAUGGGACCGUUAGAAAUUCCUUAGGCGAUGUGAUUCAGUUUCUCUAUGGGGAAGAUGGUAUGGAUGCUGUUUGGAUCGAAUCACAACCCCUCGAAUCACUGAAGCUGAAGAGGUCGGACUUCAAUGACAUGUACAAGUAUGAGAUUGAUAAUCCGAAUUGGAAUCCAAACUAUAUGCUGCCUGAGGCUGUGGAAGAUUUAAAAACUAUUCGCGAAAUCAGAAGUGUGUUCGAUGCAGAGGUUCAGAAGCUCGAAGCUGACAGGUUUCAGCUCGGGACAGAGAUUGCGACCACGGGUGACAAUUCUUGGCCUCUGCCAGUUAAUAUUAAGAGACUCGUCUUGAACGCACAAAAGACCUUCAGAGUCGAUUUCAGAAGACCUUCUGAUAUGCACCCAAUGGAGAUUGUGGAAGCUGUUGACAAGUUACAAGAGAGGCUCAAGGUGGUUGUUGGCGAUGAUUAUCUGAGUAUGGAAGCCCAAAAGAAUGCAACUCUUUUCUUCAACAUACUGCUCCGAAGUGCCUUGGCAAGCAAAAGAGUCUUGAAAGAGUACAGACUUACGCGUGAGGCUUUUGAGUGGGUUAUUGGCGAGAUUGAAUCUCGUUUUUUGCAGUCUCUUGUUGCAGCUGGGGAAAUGAUUGGAUGUGUUGCCGCACAAUCCAUUGGUGAGCCCGCCACGCAGAUGACUCUCAACACCUUCCACUAUGCUGGUGUGAGUGCCAAGAACGUCACUCUAGGUGUACCCAGGUUGAGGGAGAUCAUCAACGUCGCUAAGAAAAUCAAAACACCCUCUCUCUCUGUGUACCUCAAUCCCGACGUAAGCAAAACCAAGGAGAGGGCCAAAAAUGUCCAGUGCGCACUGGAAUACACUACCCUACGUAGCGUCACCCAAGCCACGGAGGUUUGGUAUGACCCGGACCCUAUGAGCACCCUAAUCGAAGAAGAUGUCGAGUUUGUGAAGUCGUACUACGAGAUGCCGGAUGAAGAGAUCGACCCCGACAAGAUAUCCCCUUGGCUGCUCCGCAUAGAGCUGAACCGUGAGAUGAUGGUCGACAAGAAGCUCAGCAUGGCAGACAUUGCCGAGAAGAUCAACCUCGAGUUUGACGACGACCUCACGUGCAUAUUCAACGACGACAAUGCCGAGAAGCUGAUCCUCCGCAUUCGCAUCAUGAACGACGAGGCCCCAAAGGGCGAGCUGAACGAUGAGUCGGCCGAGGACGACGUGUUCCUGAAAAAGAUCGAGAGCAACAUGCUCACCGAGAUGGCCCUCCGGGGAAUUCCGGACAUCAACAAGGUCUUCAUAAAGAACGGGAAGAUUAACAAAUUCGACGAGAACGACGGGUUCAAAGCCGAGAACGAGUGGAUGCUUGAUACAGAGGGCGUCAAUCUCUUGGCCGUCAUUUGCCACGAGGACGUUGAUGCCAGGCGGACGACGAGCAACCACCUGAUCGAGGUCAUCGAGGUCCUCGGCAUCGAGGCCGUCCGUAAAGCCCUGCUUGACGAGCUCCGUGUCGUCAUAUCCUUCGACGGGUCCUACGUGAACUACCGCCACCUGGCGAUACUUUGUGACACUAUGACGUACCGCGGCCACCUGAUGGCAAUCACCCGUCACGGAAUCAACCGGAACGACACUGGCCCAAUGAUGAGGUGCUCGUUCGAGGAGACUGUUGACAUUCUGCUGGAUGCUGCUGUCUUUGCUGAGACGGACUGCCUCAGGGGGGUGACGGAGAAUAUCAUGCUGGGACAGCUGGCGCCUAUUGGCACGGGGGACUGUGCGCUGUACCUGAACGAGGAGAUGCUGAAGCAGGCAAUCGAGAUUCCUUUGCCGAGCUACAUGGAGGGCGGGCUGGAGUUUGGCAUGACACCAGCACGUUCGCCUAUCACGGGAACCCCAUAUCACGACGGGAUGAUGUCACCGAGCUAUCUGCUGAGCCCAAAUCUCCGGCUGUCGCCAGUUUCGGAUGCUCAGUUUUCUCCAUAUGUUGGUGGAAUGGCGUUUUCUCCUACGUCAUCUCCCGGCUACAGCCCGUCAUCACCCGGCUACAGCCCGUCGUCCCCAGGUUACAGCCCGACUUCCCCUGGCUACAGUCCAACUUCGCCUGGCUACAGCCCGACUUCCCCAACCUAUAGUCCAAGCUCUCCUGGGUACAGCCCGACAAGCCCGGCUUAUUCUCCUACCAGCCCUUCUUAUUCACCUACGUCUCCUACCUACAGCCCGACAUCUCCCAGCUAUAGCCCGACUUCCCCGAGCUACAGCCCGACUUCUCCGGCUUACAGCCCGACAUCACCAGCAUACAGCCCUACUUCCCCUGCUUACAGCCCGACUUCCCCCUCUUACAGCCCUACUUCUCCUUCAUACAGCCCAACUUCUCCAUCAUACAGUCCUACUUCACCUUCAUACAGCCCAACAUCUCCAUCGUACAGCCCAACUUCGCCAUCAUAUAGCCCCACCUCACCUGCCUAUAGCCCGACCUCACCUGGGUACAGUCCUACAUCGCCGAGUUACAGCCCAACCUCACCUAGUUACAGCCCCACCUCGCCUACUUAUAGCCCUGCAUCUGCAAGUUACAACCCGUCAGUAAGAUACAGCCCGUCUCUGGCUUAUUCACCUACAUCUCCAAAGAUUUCGCCUUCAAGUCCGUAUAGUCCUUCAUCACCAAGUUACAGCCCGACAUCACCUUCGUAUUCUCCAACAUCUCCUUCAUAUUCUCCGUCUAGUCCAAGUUAUAGCCCUAGCAGCCCUUAUAGUGCUAGUGGGAACCCAGACUAUAGCCCUAGCUCUCCACAGUACAGUCCUAGUGCUGGAUACUCUCCUAGUGCUCCUGGCUACUCUCCGUCUUCAACCAGCCAAUUCUCGCCCCAAACGAACGAUGAUAAGAGUGUCAAGAACGACAAGCGCAGCCGAUAAAUGUUGCGUAGAAUCUUUCAAGUGGUUGUCGGGGCAAAUCAAGUAUAGUUCUUGAGCCUUUUUAGAGGCUUGAUUGUUGGAGAUGUAAAAUUGAAGAAUACGAAAUUUGUGUAUUUCGUGUAGUACUGGACUGGAGACAUGGGGAUUUGUCCAUUGUGAUGCUAUGCCCUAUCUAUCUUUCCUUCAGUUGGACAUUUGCCUUGUAUGAAAUCUUUGUUGAGGAUUUUAUUUAAGGCUGUGAGAAGAAAAUAUAGUGUAAGUGUGGUUUUCCCGCGUAGUGUACCACUUCUUGCGAACGAUAGGUAGCGUAAUGUUCUCUGAACUUCCGGUCAGGGUUCGAUUCCUUUCGGCCAUAAAUGCAUGCCGAAACUGGAUGUUUGUACCCUGCGUGAGUAUUUAUGUGGUACUUGUGUUGAACAAUUGAUGUGAAAUUUAAAGUUGGUAAGAGUAUUUGAUUGCAUUUCGUGAUUUCUGUUGGCGAAUAGU
Striga asiatica is the source of this 6272-nucleotide messenger RNA. The record is from the annotation of a GenBank genome assembly. NCBI's taxonomy places the organism in Eukaryota, Viridiplantae, Streptophyta, Magnoliopsida, Lamiales, Orobanchaceae.